GUUAAGUUGAAGAUAAAACAUAAGUAUGUGACAAAUCAGUUGGUUGGAGUGGAUGAUCAUGUAGAAGACAUGAUGAAGCUGUUGGAUGUUGACUGUGAAGGUGUUCGUUUUAUUGGUAUUCACGGGAUGGGUGGUGUUGGUAAAACAACACUUGCGAAGGUUGUCCUCAACCAGCUGUGUUUGCACUUCGACGAUUGCUGCUUUCUUUGAGAUGUUCGAGAAUCAUCAGAAAAAGGGGGCCUAGUAAAUUUGCAGAAACAAUUAUAUUCUGACAUUCUCGACUCUAGAUUCGUGGACAACAUUCAUGACAUUGAUGAUGGGAUUAACCAUAUCGGGACAAGAUUUUGCAACAAAAAGGUCCUCAUCGUUUUGGAUGAUGUGGAUAAAGAAGAACAACUAGAGAAACUAGCAGGGGCACGAGGUUGGUUUGGCUCAGGAAGUAGGAUUAUCAUUACAACCAGGAAUGAAAUUACUUCAAAAGUCCUGGAUGAUAUUUUGAUUUACGAAUUAAAGGAACUGGAUUAUGAUCAACCUCUUAAGCUUUUCUGUAUACAUGCUUUUAGAAAAGACUCUCCACUAUAUCAAUAUGAUACUCCUGCAUCAGAAAUUGUUGUCACAACUGGAGGGCUUCCUUUGGCUCUUGAGGUCAUAGGCUCAUUUCUCUAUCGCCAACCGGAAGAGAUAUGGAAAGAGACUGUAGAGAGGCUAGCAAGAAUACCUCAUAAGGAUGUUCGACAGCAGUUGAUGAUCAGUUAUGAAGCAUUAGAAGAUGAGGAAAAGCAGAUUUUUCUUGACAUUGCAUGCUUUUUCGUCAAUGACACAAAAAAGAUGAAUGCAAAUUACAUGUGGGAAGCAUGCAGUUUUAUUCCUGAGACUGGGAUUCAGGUUCUUAUGCAAAUGUCUUUGGUAAAGAUUGUCGAUGGUGAUAUAAAUAUGGAUGCACGACCAGCUCAAAGAUCUUGGGAGGCAAAUUGUUCAGAGGGAAUGCUUGCAUGAUCCUGGAGAGCAUAGCCGGGUGUGGGUUUUUGAGGAAGCCCUCGACGUUGUAAGAACAAAACAGAGAAAGAAAAAAGUUCAGGCGCUCAUAUUAGCUGGAAGUCAUUUUCAACCACUCGUAAUUACGCAUGAAGAACUUAGUAGAUUGCCCAACCUAAGGUUCCUUGAAUUAGAGGAGGGAACCUUUGCUGGAGAUUUUGGGGAUGAUUUUUCAAAGUCAAGAUGGAUUUCUUGGUAUUCUCCUAGGCCACUAGAUCUUGAGGUAACCAAUCUUUCUAUGAAGAAUUUGGUUGUCUUUGAGAUCGUUUCAGGCAGCAUCACAGAUGACUGGAGCGGAUGGAGCCUAAUGAAGAUGGCAAAAAAUUUGAAAGUUCUAAACAUCAGAGGUUGCGAAGGCAUAACUAGAACACCGGACUUCUCUGGAUGCUUGAGUCUAGAAAGGCUGAGUUUCUAUAACUGCAUAAACUUGGUCAAGAUUGACCGCUCCAUUGGGAAGCUAAAGCGCCUGAUUUACCUAAAUCUUAAAGAGUGCAUCUCUCUUAAGGAUUUACCCGAAGAAAUUGGAAGGCUUACAAAUCUGAAGCACUUUGCUUGCAGUGGAUGUUUUCAGAAACUUCCAAAUUGAUUUGGGAAAUUGACAUCACUGACGGAGUUGGAUUUGUCCAACAUACAAAUUGAAUGCCUUCCUGAUUCUAUUGGUGAUAAGAAGUUUCUGUCUGUCCUUAAUCUAAGGUACACACAAAUUAGCAAACUUCCGGAGACUAUUGGAAAGCUUGUGAGACUUGAGUCUCUUUCGGUCUUUGGGUGCUUAAAGUUGGAAAAGCUCCCGCACACAAUUGUGAAGCUAGAGUCUCUGUAGGAGUUGAAUCUGUCCAGUACUAAAAUUGUUAAGUUACCAGAUUUGAUGGGAAAUCUGAAGAACUUGAAAGUGUUAUCGAUGGAACAUACUCUAAUAAGGAAAUUGCCCAGUACUAUUGGAAUGUUAAAGAAUCUGGAAGAGCUACAUGCUAGUGGUUGUGAAGAAUUAAGUGGUGAAAUUCCUAGUGAAAUUGGUGCAUUGUCCUCUUUGAAAAUCCUCGAACUAUCAGAUGCCCAUAUUUCUGGAGUGCCGACGACAAUCAAUCACGCUCCACACCUUGAAAGACUGGACUUGACAGGUUGUAAUGAGGUUCAAGGAUUGCCAGAGCUUCCAAAAAGUCUGAUCUAUCUGCAUUUUCGAUCAUCGGCAUUGCGUAUAGCUCUGGAUCUCUCAAACUUGACUAAUCUGGUCGAUUUGCUCUUAUCUGAUGGCUCUGAAGAUGUGCUUCAAGCCUCGUCAGAUCUGUUGCCAAGUUCUAGCUUAGGGUGGAUUAGGAGGUUAUCCAAACUAAAGAAGUUGGAUUUGUCCCUUUCUAAUAUCCCUGCACCACCUACUGAGUUUGGUUCUCUUCCUCAUCUAAAUGAGCUUAUUUUAUCUGGACUAGACCUGCAAUCUAUUUCACAGCUUCCUCCUUCCUUAUUGGAGCUGCAACUUGUUAAUUUCAACUCAACAGUAUCUUGGUCAAUCUUUUCCAACUUGAAAAACUUGUCCAAGCUACGGCUUUCUCAAUCUCAGCUUCAAGAAAUUGAACUCAGUGGACUCGAACAACUGAGAGCAUUGUCAGUGACUAAAUAUGAACUCCUCAAGAGGUUAUUCAUCCCGGAAAGUUUAAAGAAGCUUAAAGAAUUGUGGGUAUCAGAAUGUCCAAAGCUAGUUGAGAUUGAAGGUCUGGAGGCCCUAGAGUCCUUGGAAGAAAUGUAUAUACAGGACUGUGGUUCCAUUAAAAGGUUAUUCGACCUAUCAAACUCAAAGUUGCUGAAUUGUUUGUUUAUAUCAGACUGCUAUGAGCUUCGUGCUGUUGAGGGUCUCAGCGGGUUAGAAUCUUUGAAUGCGUUACUUGUUUAUGAGUGCAGUUCACUGGAGAAACUAAUUAUUCCAUCGAGCUUAUAUAAGCUAAAACAAUUGGAGGUUUCGGGAUGUCAGAAGCUGAGUGAGAUUCCAGGCCUUUGUGCGUUGGAGUCAUUGGAGACUUUAACCAUUAAAAAGUGUCGAUCUAUAAUCAAACUAUGCGAGUUAUCAAACUUACAGAUGCUGAAGUCUUUGUCAAUCGUUGGAUGCCAUGAGCUACAAGUUAUUGACGGUGUUGAUGAGUUAGAAUCUUUGCGCGACUUCCAUGUUUCUAGCUGUCGGAAACUGGAAGCUCUGAUGGAUGUAUCAAACACGAAGAUACCUGAUGAGUGCCUAAUAACAAUUCGGAAGUGUCGGAAAUUACAAAGCCAUGGUUAUCCUAAUGUUGAGGACCUUCCGUAUAGGGAUUACAAGGACAUGAUUGUUACAACAUCAAACUCUCCUUCAGAGUCACUCCCUUCAGAGACAUCAGAUGAGGAAGAAGAUGAAACGAACGAUGAAGGGGAAGAACUGGAGGUGGAUAGAGACAGUUCUGACGCUAAUAGCUCCCCCAUGAUCAUAACUUCUCAACCUGAUACCGAGCUUUGACUUUGAUUUCUUUCAUCUGCAAGUUCUCAGGAUGAAGAGAC
Syzygium oleosum is the source of this 3552-nucleotide messenger RNA. RefSeq lists its product as uncharacterized. Bases 1901 to 3511 code for a protein of 536 amino acids. Lineage: Eukaryota; Viridiplantae; Streptophyta; Magnoliopsida; Myrtales; Myrtaceae. The record is from RefSeq and is a predicted model, not a curated record. The transcript has 4 exons.